Messenger RNA from Spinacia oleracea (spinach), 1677 nucleotides. Its product is annotated as AUGMIN subunit 4. Gene Ontology annotation, molecular function: microtubule minus-end binding. The record is from RefSeq and is a predicted model, not a curated record. Lineage: Eukaryota; Viridiplantae; Streptophyta; Magnoliopsida; Caryophyllales; Amaranthaceae. Gene Ontology annotation, biological process: spindle assembly. The transcript has 13 exons. Gene Ontology annotation, cellular component: HAUS complex. The coding region runs from base 194 to 1459 and encodes 421 amino acids.
GAUGAACUCGACCUCACCCGAUCAGUUUGACAGUUCUAUGCCAACGUCAUCAACGAUUUUCAAAAUCCAGAACAACCCCUUUACAAAUAUCGAAGUGACCCACUGACGAUUGACGAACUUCUACUUCAAUUCAACAGUUAAAAGAAAACGGGAGCGACAAAAACUCAAUCAGAUUGUUUUUUGUUGAAGAAAAAUGGUGAAAGGAUUACAACAACAAAAUCUCCCAGCCGAUGUAACUCAACUCGUCGACCAAUUAGAGAGACAUUGCUUAGCUUCCGAUGGCUCCUUUGUCUCUAAAUCUGCUUAUUACGACCUUCAACUCGCAAGGGAGGAGAUGUGCAGGGAGAGAUUGCGGUAUUUGGAAGCGAUGGCAAUUUAUUGUGAAGCAAUUGCAAUGGUUGAAGAAUAUCAGCAGGCUCUAUCUGUUGCUAAUCGUGAUGUUCAGGGUUUAUACCCGCAGCUCGGUUCGAAGAAUUCUCCUCAGGUUUACGAGACACUAGAGCACCGCCUUGUUGUUGCUGAGGCGGCCCAAAAGUUGAGACUUCCACUUAUCUCCAAAGAUGGUGAGAUUCAUGAAGAGGAUAUUGAGAAGUGGAGUAUCAUGUCAAGAAGCUCUCUUGAUAGUACCAGCACAAAUUUGACAAUGAGCUCAAGCACUAAUUCAACAAAUUAUGGUACUAGUACCCCAAGUACAGUAGCAAAUGUCACCCCUUCUAAUUCGACUGAUAUGAGCGAUCCUGGGAUCGGUGGAGUUCCAAAUCGUUAUUUAGGAAUCACUUCAACUUAUUUAUGGCAGACUCAGCUACAUCAGGGUACGGCAGAAUAUCAGAUGUCACUCUUCCGUGAGAUUGAGGCUCGUUUGAGAGUAAAAUGUGAUCAAUUGGCAGAUGCUUUUGUAAUGGACGAUGUUGACGGUUCAUCUGGAUAUCAGAAUGUUAGUUCACGACUUCCAGAAAGGGUAAAGAUAAUUAUUGAAGAGAUUGAAAGGGACGAAGAAGCUUUGAAAGAGGAUCUCUACUCUGCUGAUAGAAAAUUUGCAGAAUACUAUAAUGUUUUAGAGCAAAUACUUGGUGUGCUUAUUAAGCUUGUCAAAGAUUUGAAGUUGCAAAAUCAACAUAAAUAUGAUGAACUGCAGAAAACUUGGCAAAUCAAGAGACAUGAGGCGAUGGGUGCUAAGCUGAGGGUAUUGGAUCAUAUUCUCCUUGUUGCAACCUAUACUCAAGAAACAAUACCAGCUCUCCACAAGAUCAGGAAUUACCUUGUUGAAGCAACAGAGGAGGCUUCAACCGCAUAUAACAAAGCAGUGACGCGGCUUCGUGAGUACCAAGGAGUUGAUCCGCACUUUGACACAAUAGCAAGGCAAUACCAUGACAUUGUUAAAAAACUAGAAAAUAUGCAAUGGACAAUUCACCAGGUUGAAAUGGACUUGAAGUAUUUACCAGAUCACUCGAGCACAUAGAAAGUUGUUUUGAAUGUUUUUUAUGUAAACAUAUGUAUGUAUAAUUCUUUUGUAGUGAAGUUCUCUCUUGUACGGCGUAGUUUUUAAAACUCAAGGGUGGUAAGAAAACCAGAGGUGACACACAUUGCAUAUUAGUAUAAGUUAAGAAAUCAAGUACGACCAGAAGUUAUUCUUGUUAUUUUUUAUUUUUCUUUUGACAUAGUUAUCUCUCUUGUUGA